Molecule: messenger RNA, 2679 nt
Organism: Phalaenopsis equestris
Lineage: Eukaryota; Viridiplantae; Streptophyta; Magnoliopsida; Asparagales; Orchidaceae
Product: TPR repeat-containing thioredoxin TTL1-like
Exons: 7
Coding region: 494-2527 (677 amino acids)
Cellular component (GO): cytoplasm
Molecular function (GO): protein binding
Source: RefSeq, a predicted model, not a curated record
GCUUGUAUGUAGGGGUAAAUGCCCCCCAUUACAAUUAAAUAAAAAAAAAAUAGAACAAAAAAAAAAGCACGUAAAAUAUAACCUCCACACGUCGUCUCCACUUUUCUCGACGCGCGUCCGUUAUUCGCCGGCGGCGCAGCGUUCCGGCCACCGCAUCUUCCGGAGCUAGGUACUGCAACAAUAGCCAUUAGCCAGCCCAUUCAUUCUUCAUUUCCACACAUUCUUCUCUCUCCCGCUCCUCCAAACCCUUUUUUCUCGGACAAUUGUCCUCCAACUUUCUUCCAUCUUCUUCUCUCCUCCUCCCAAUCUUCUCUUCCCUGAUCAGACCGAACACUCCUUCUGAUCCAUCAAUGCCUCCAUUCUCGGAGAUUAAUCUAAAUCAAUGUUCUGUAGAUCCCAAUUUGAAGAAUCCGGUACUUCAUCUUCCCUUCUGAUGCCCGAUUAACCUAUACCAAUACACGAUUUCGCAGAUCUUCCCGGCGGCAGGGGAUAAAUGGAGAACGAGGAGAGAAAACCUUCCAGCUGUGGGUUACUCGUUCUCUACAACGCCUUCUUCCGCCGCCGUGCCGGAUCAGCCCCGGCCUCUCCUCGCCGUCCAUCCCCCUCCCCUUCUUCCUCCAAUGCGGAUUCCCUUUCCGGCGUAAGCAGCCAUUAUUCCAAGCGUCGGCGUCCUGGCUCCGAUCAAACCCCCAUCGCCGUACCACCCAAGAUCCUCGUCUCCCCCAAGACCGCCGGUGCAGCGCUUGCUCAGAAUCCACCAAACCGUCAGUCCGCCGGUCGCGGUGCACGGCCGCGAACCACCAGCGGGAUAUCGAUGGAUCUCGACAGCAUGAUCUACGAUCACCAACGCGCCAAGGGGAGCAACACCCUUGUCCGCGCAUCCUCCGGCAACGUGAUGCUGUUCAGCAAUCUGGGCAAUCUCCGAGCUCCCGGAGCCGCCGCUCCCAACCGAAAUGUACUCGACUAUCUCCCCAAGACGGCGAAGGAGAUGGAGUCGUCGGCGAGGGGUGGAGGAGGGACCAGCCCUGAGUCUGCGAGUACGAAUCCGGCGACCAUGUGCAGGGCGGUGUCGAGGAGGCUGGAUCCGGAGGAGCUGAAGGAGAUGGGGAACGAGGAGUAUAAUAACGGGAGGUAUGGGGAGGCGGUGGCGUUUUAUGAUAGAGCUAUAUUGAUUGAUCCGAAGAAGGCUGCUUACCGGAGCAACAAGGCGGCGGCUAUGAUCGGACUCGGCCUUCUUCUUGAAGCUUUGCAUGAGUGCAGGGAGGCUAUCAGGAUCGAUCCUUCCUAUCUCCGGGCUCAUCAUCGUCUUGCCAAUCUCCAUCUCAGAUUGGGUGAACCAGAGAAAGCGGCAAACCAUUACAAGCUAGCGAAGAGCGAAGCCAGUUCUGAUGACAUCUGUAGAGCAAAGGCCGUCCAAGUCCUUAUUGGCAAGUGCUCUGAGGCAAGGAAAUUGAAGGACUGGAAUACUGUAAUCAGAGAGACUCAGUCUGCCAUUUCUUCCGGUGCUGAUUCAGCCCCACAGAUCUUUGCCUAUCAAGCAGAGGCCUUUCUGAUGGUACUCAGACAGGAAGAUGCAGAGGAAACCAUGAUCGAUGCUCCCAAAUUCGAAGCCGAUGCCGCCACGCAGUUCUUCGGCGGCCCCAGCAAUGCAUAUCAGCUUUCAGUGCGAGCGCAGGUGGAUAUGGUUGCAGGGAGGUUUGAGAGCGCCGUCUCGCUCGCUCAAAUGGCUGCGCGGAUCGAUCCCGGCAGCAGGGAGAUCGCCGCCGUUGCUCGGAAGGCUCGGGCCCUCCUGGCGUCAGCUCGAUCCAUGGGUAAUGAUCUCUUCAAGGCCUGCAAGUAUGAAGACGCGUGUCUCGCCUAUAGCAAUGGCCUCAACCAUGACCCCCAUAACACAAUCCUGCUGUGCAACCGAGCCGCCUGCCGGUCGAAGCUCCGGCAGUGGGAAAAGGCCGUUGAAGACUGCGACGCCGCUCUUCGUUUGCGCCCUAAAUACAGCAAGGCUCGCCUGAGGAGAGCUGACUGUAAUGCCAAGUUGGAGAGAUGGGAGACUUGUGCGGAAGAUUAUGAGAUGUUGGCGGCUGAAAUGGCUGGAGAUGAGACGGUGAGGAAAGCCUUGCAGGAAGCUAGAGGGCAUCUAAGGCGGCGAAAGAGUGGAGGUGUUACAGAGGUGGAAGAAGAUGGCCCUGCGGUUGUUCAUAUCGGUAGUGAAGAGCAGUAUCAUUGUGCUAUCGCAUCGCAUGGGUUGUUGUUGGCGCUAUUCUAUGAACAAUCAGAUGAAAAUUAUAAAGGAAUAUUGCAUCAUCUAGAGCAGCUCUGCAAGCGACACACAUCUGUUGCUUUUCUCAAGGUGAACAUAGAGGAACAAGCUAGCAUUGUAAAAACACAAAAUGUGAGCUCAGUGCCUAUCUUCAAAUUAUACAAGAAUGGCUCCAACAUAGAAGAUAUUGCAUGUUCUGAUAAACAGCAGCUAGAGAGGACUCUCCAGAGUUUUCAGCAGAUGAAAGGAGAGCCCCUUCAAAGGCAUUAAAAGAUUGAAAUAUUCAUACAAUCAAAGCAAAAGAUUGUACAUUCAUGGGUCGAGAGGCCGAAGAAAUGGUAAAAUUGAAGGACAUAUGUGCAAACUUGUUGUUUUAUUUUGAACAUAUGUUCUUCAGAUUUGUUGUUUUAUUUUGAUUUCUA